Molecule: messenger RNA, 1122 nt
Organism: Malus domestica (apple)
Lineage: Eukaryota; Viridiplantae; Streptophyta; Magnoliopsida; Rosales; Rosaceae
Product: BAG family molecular chaperone regulator 5, mitochondrial-like
Biological process (GO): protein folding
Cellular component (GO): plasmodesma
Molecular function (GO): protein-folding chaperone binding
Source: RefSeq, a predicted model, not a curated record
CGUGAGCAUGCCAAGUUUAUAUAAUUGAAACUUCUGGAACUUUCGCGCCCUUCCUCGAUCAAAUUUUCCCUUUUCUAUAUAAAAUAUCCCAAACCUUCGUUUCUCAAUCAUCAAAUUAGAAAAGUUUCCCAAGAAAAAGUUGUUCGUCUAAGCUUCCAAAUCGUCUUCGUUUUUCAUUCAAGAUUUCGAGAUUCUCGUCACCCAUGGAUCCAUUCUUCAGAAGGCAUUGGCACAAUUUCGCCCCACAACAACGGUACCCGCAGACCAAUUCGCGCCACAACAUCAGAACCCGCAGAACGCGAGGCAAGUCCCGGUCCAGCGCCGAGCGGACCCGUCGCCGAAGGUGGUCUCAAUCCCGGUCCACUACGUCGGGUCGGAGCGCAGCCGGUCGGAUUCCGCGCUGAAAAUCCAGAAGGCGUUCAGAGGGUUUAUGGUGAGGAAAAGCGUGAGAAAGAUCGCCGCCAUCAGAGUCGAGGUCGGUGAGAUCGAGAAGCGGACUUCGAAGCGAGAGGCGGUGGAAUUGAUGAGGAGGGACGCCAAGGAGCGGCUGAGGGUCAACGAGACGCUGAUGAACUUGCUGUUGAAGUUGGAUUCGGUGAAGGGCGUCGACUCUGGAGUUAGGGAUCUCAGGAGGGCCGUGAUAAAAAAGGCGAUUGCUUUGCAGGAGAGAGUGGACAGCGCUGUUGCUGAAAUUCCCCAAAUCGACCAAACCCUAGAAUUGCAAUCCGAAUCCCCUGUAAAUUCGGAUGAGACUCCGAAUCUGCAGUCCUUGGAAUUGGAAUCGGCAGCCGAAGCCCACAUCGAAACUGUUCCACACGGAAAUGCGUGGGUAUGCAGAGAGGAAGAAGGCGCUGUGAGGAAGAAGGCAUGCUGCUGCGACUACAGAUUUCGUGUCCAAGUACCAAGUUAAUAAAUAAUGCAAGGAGACAAUGACAUUUGCUUAUCUUCCUAUUUACAUUUUGACUUCUGCUCGUGUUUCUAUUUACAUUUUGGCUUUUGUUGUAAAGCAUUCGGAAACUGAAUUAUUUGAUUGAUGAAAUUUGAUGCUUUUGGUGUUUUGGCGACAUUGAUUUUGUAAGUUGAUUGGAGUUCGGUUCUCAACGCUCUCAUGUGUUUUUAUCA